Olea europaea var. sylvestris is the source of this 939-nucleotide messenger RNA. RefSeq lists its product as uncharacterized. The transcript has 3 exons. Lineage: Eukaryota; Viridiplantae; Streptophyta; Magnoliopsida; Lamiales; Oleaceae. The coding region runs from base 1 to 939 and encodes 312 amino acids. The record is from RefSeq and is a predicted model, not a curated record.
AUGUUGUGCCACUUUGCACAUUUGCUGCGAGACGAAUAUGGUUUAACAAGUAGCCCGCAGGUAGAUAUCUACAAGAAAGUUGGUAUGUUCCUGUGCAUACUUGCACAUGGGAAGGGAUAUCGGCAGGUGACAACGAUUUUCAAUUACUCUUUGCAAACCGUCUGUCAAUUCUUCAAAGAGGUGCUAUGUGUCAUCGUUUUGCUAUCUGAACGUAUUAUACGAUCGGCGCAUGACUACAAUGACGGUGUCGAGCCACACAAGCCGGACCCGAACAAGCAUCCACUAUUUCAGGAUUGUAUUGGGGCUAUUAACGAAACACAUGUGCGAGCCGUGCUCCCGCGUCACAAAUGGGUGAACUUUAUUGGUCGAAAAGGAAUACCAACCCAAGAUGUGUUGGCCGCAUGUGAUUUCAAUUUAUGUUUCACAUUCGUACUUGCUGGUUAUACCAGGAACACGCAUGAUGCACGGAUUCUAGCUCGCGCUAUCUACAGCCCGGAGAUAGAAUUUCCCCAGCUAGCAACGGGAAAGUAUUAUUUGGUGGAUUCCGAUUUUGCUCAUCAACCGGGGUAUAUGGCCCCGUACAAAGGUUCAGACAUACUAUAUCACUUUCAGAAUGUCAUUAAACGUGCAUUUGGUGUGUUGAAGCAAAGAUCAAAAAUCCUUGAUCGUAUGCCUAGUUACUCAUUCCCAACACAAGUUGCAGUUGUCUUAGCUACUAUGGCCAUUCACAAUUUUCUGCGUCAUUUGGGAGUUGUGGACGAGGCGUUCGCAAGAGCAGAAACGGAUGAUAACGUUGCCAAGGUGGAGUUACCUAAUGUUGAGGAUGAAAUUCAGGUCGAAGUAAAUGCACCGGAGAUACAAUGGAAUGAGUGGGAUAGACUUCGCAAUUACAUGAUGAUGGCAGUUCGCAUAAUUGCACAAAUAUCUCUAGUGAAUUAA